GUUUUUUCCCCCUCAGUCCCUCCCCUUUUCACAGGACUGCUCUUGCACUUGUUCUUCUGGCUGCCUCAGUCGGACCCGUUAUUAGCUCCACAGCUUUAGUGAACGGUAAAUAAUGGGAGUUUUACUCGAGACUAUCACCCCUGGGGAUGGGAGGACCUUCCCGAAGAAAGGACAGUUUGCUGUGGUGCACUAUGAAGGGCGUUUGGAAAAUGGCAAAAAAUUUGAUUCUUCCUGGGACAGAAACCAACCGUUCAAAUUCCAGAUUGGAAAAAAAGAGGUGAUAAGAGGUUGGGAUGAAGGAGUGGUCCAGAUGAGUGUUGGGCAGAGGGCAAAGUUGACUUGUUCUCCAGAUUUUGCUUAUGGAUCGACUGGACAUCCAGGAAUCAUCCCACCAAAUGCUACUUUAAUUUUUGAUGUAGAGCUGAUCGGGUUGGAGUCAGGGGACCAACAGUUCUAGGUUCCAUAAGUUUAAUAGAAGUACACAAUCGAAGCUUGGAAGACUGCAGGAGCGAUGAUUCUGAUUUCCUCCAUUUGCUGUACAAAGCAUCAUAUGGAAUGUUUCACUACUUGUGCUGCUUUUCUCUCUCCAUUCAUUUCAGAACUGUAUGCCAUAAGACCUCAACAUUAUCAAGUUAUUUUCUAGUUGUGAUCUUGGUUGUCUAAUGUGAUCUUUAAAUUGUGUGAUGCAGCACCAUCUGUGGAUUAAGGCGAGCAGGUUCAUUGUUUUUAUGAUUUUUGGUGUUUUGUUGAAUCUAAGUUUAAGCCAUAGAGGAAAAUUAAGGGGCUAUGUUAGAGUAUUGCAUGAAGCUGCUGAAAAGUUGGUGUUUAACUAGAAAUAAGCAAAUACUUGAGCAGUUUUACUUCACUGUGCCUAAAAAUUGUGAGUGGAUAGUUACUCUGCCUUUAUUCUUUAAUAGCAGACUAACGUGGGUGUUUUCAUAAUCCCAACAGUAAAGAGAAAGUGACAGUUCUGAUAUUGAAUUAAUGUGGGACCAGAUAGUGUUGGUGAGUAAAGAAGUUUGGGUCCUUUUUUAUCUGAAGGUGCUGUUUAAAUAGAAACUUACUUUAUGAAGAGAAAAAUGAUGCUGGACAUCACAACUGUAGUUGCAUUCUUGUCAGUGCAGCUUGUAAGAUGCAGCAUUUUUGGGACAUCUUUGCCACCUUUCUCAGUUUCAGGUAGGCAAGAGAACUGUAAACCAAUUUGUUUCCAUUUAUUUCUGCAAUAAAUUUGCUCUGCCAGCUUUUCUCAA
Protopterus annectens (West African lungfish) is the source of this 1250-nucleotide messenger RNA. RefSeq names its product FKBP prolyl isomerase 1A (gene FKBP1A). Gene Ontology annotation, molecular function: peptidyl-prolyl cis-trans isomerase activity. The record is from RefSeq and is a predicted model, not a curated record. NCBI's taxonomy places the organism in Eukaryota, Metazoa, Chordata, Ceratodontiformes, Protopteridae. The transcript has 5 exons. The coding region runs from base 113 to 457 and encodes 114 amino acids.